UUCAAAGCAUUUUGAGCAAUCUUAAGUGUUCCUUUGUGGCAGCAUCUGUAUAAAUGUUGUGAUAUUCAGGAGUAAGUAACAGCUGAUUAAGAUGAAGACUGCUCAUACAUGGGGGCUGCAUUGAAAUUAACCACUCAUGGGGGACAACAUCAAAAUUCAAGUAAUUGAGGGUGUUAAAUUUUAUUUUGUGCUUGGUAUCAGUGUUAACUUCUGUCAGAAUUUUAACUAACCUCGCGUGCUUAGUAUGUGUGUUCAAUUCAACUGAUCCCAGAAUUCAUCAAAUCUCUCUCGCAUCAGUUCACUUCUUAAAUUAACCUAUUUUAUCUUCCUGAAAGUGAAAGAAUUGAUCAUUUUUUACAAGUCAUUAAGGUCAUCAAUCGAUCAAUUUUGUCUUUGCCUCCUCAUCUGAAUUUUCAAUAAUUUCUCCUUACCUAGACUGCAAGAAUGAUUUCAUGUGAACCAGUACCAGUCAGCGAUAAAUUUUCUGAGACAGUGAAUACUUCCACAACCAACAGUAGUUUUCAAUCCUGUCUUGAUUCUGCCGAAUGGUUUAACGUUGAUGCUCUAAAACCAGUCCAUGAUCAAAAACAGCUUCAUGCAGUUGCAGAAAAUUUGAAGAAGCUGUGCACAUGUUACAAAAAAACUGAACAUAAGAACCGUGAGCACAAAGAGCUUAUUGCAACGGUGCUUCGGGAUUUUGACAAAUUUUCUGAAAAACUCGCAACUGUAAAUGCAAAAAAAAUUAAACCUAAAGAAACUUUGGCCGAAAACAGAAGAUUCGCAGCUCCCACUAGAAAUUCAAGGUAUAAAUUGAUUCAGAAGAAUUGUCAUAAGAAAAAAAACCCUCCCCGCUUACAUGUGAAAGCUAAAGCGCUUGAAGAUUCACUGACAGAAAAGAUGGAGAAAUACUUGAUCAAGAAUCUAAAAAUGAAAGAUGAUCCAGAAAAAGUAGUGUCAAAAGGGAAAGAAGAUCAAUAUUGCCACAGGAUGGUUGGGGACCUAAUUGGAGACAGUGACAAUAAAAGCUUUAACCCGCCUUUCCCAGACACAAUUGUACCUAAGAUAAAAGAUCUAGAGAGGAUAUUUAAUACACUCAAAAAGUCAGUCGAGACAAAUUCAGCAACAAUAAAUAGUGAAGAGACCAUUCCAUUAGAAAUUGAUGCAAAGACUGUUGAGACUAUAAGCAGUUUAAUUAGCUACACUAUUUUAAAAAUUUCGAAAAAAAAGCUGAGGGAAGAUUUUGAGAGGAUCCAAAAGGAAAUCGAUGCAAUUGACAGCAACUGGAAACUGGAUGCUUCCUCUAAAAGGGAGAAUUUUCAGGAAAGUCGGUGUGAGGCUAAUAUAAUAAAAACCGUGACAGACCAAAUAGAAAAUAUUCAGAAUCAAGUCGAGCAAAUAUCACAGACGAGCAAACUCUUAAAUGAUGAAAUGUUACGACAAAAGGAAAAUAUUAUUAACCUAGAUGGGAGAAUAAAUGAAAUCACUUCACCUAAAAAAAUAUUUGAUUUUGAAGCUUUAAAAAAAGAAGAAUGGUUUCUCUCUGGUGACCAGUGUCAUGGAAAUCCUGAUUUUUGGAUAGCAAAACUAUUGAGAAACAUUGAAACUUUGGCCCAUCAAUUGAAGAAUGAGAAAAAAUUUCAAGUUGACAGAGGAAUCGAAGUUAAGGAAUCGAUGGAGGAGGAUUUUAAAGAAAGCAUUAAUAGCAUAAAACAGGACACCAGGCAUCAAAAAAAUAUGCUUUCACCCAUGAAUAAUAUUGUUGACACUGAAUUUCCCCCGGAAAACAUACGUUAUAAACAGCAUAGAUCCAAUAUUCAUCCUCCGAGCAAUAAUUUGAUGUGUUCCUCGGAGAUCAAGAAAAUUGCUGGUCAAAAAAGCUCUGCCAUAAGGAGGAUGAAAAGGUAUGAUUACUAUCCAAAAACUGACGAUAGUUCAAGAGUUGGCUCAACGAAACAGCUUAAUUUACGUAGAUCCGCCAAAAUGGAGACGUCAUCACUGAGGAGGCCCAUGAAAUUUUUGAACACUUCAAACAAUAAGCACCGCCAUGAGGACAAAUCAGAAAGAGGAGAUUCUCCCCAAACUGAAUCUUUUUCUCCCUUACUUGCUCAUUUGUUUGCUGCUGAUCCUGAUUUUAUAACUGACUUAAUAGGAAAAGAAGUAGAGAAACGAAUCCCAGAGCUAAUUAGGAUAAAUAAAAUUCCAAAAUUGUUAGAUGAGAUAGCUUUUCAGGCUAUUAAAAAGUACCAUAACGCUUCUGCUGAAAUACCUUUUACAGUGACUAGAGGAAAGCUAACACAUCAAACCCCACGAGUUAACAUUCGAUACCUUGAGAUCAAGAAAAAAAGUUCCCUUACCCGAAAGAAUAUUUUCAAUUAUUCUCAUGAAGUCAAUGAAAACAAGCUCCAAGAUAACCAGUUUCGAAAAAGAGCGAGCAGUGAUGAUUUAAGGAUGGGAAGAGGAGCGAGCAAAGGUGAUUCACAGAAGAGAACAUUUGAAAAUCAGCCCUUCAGGAAAAGUGAAAAUUCAAGCUCUAAGGGAAUAGAUCAGACGAGAGCACAGGAUAAACUCUCUUACCCGAAUUUGCACUGGAAAAAGGAAAAUUUGGAGCUUUACUCCGAGGAAUUUCUAGCUGCCAUUAAGCGGUCUUUUGUGGAAAUAAUAUCACACGAAAUAAAAAAAUCCAUCACGGAGUUGGUGAGGAAAGAAACUUCACCAGGAAAUGAAAAAGAUCCUGUCGGGCUCAAAGAUACUUCUGCCACUAGCUUGAAACCAUUGUGGGGAUCUACAUCUCGAGAGUUAAUAAAGAAUGAACCUGCAUCAGCACUAUCGAUUGUCACGACAGGUAAACUUCAGAGCUCAUACAAUAUUGCAUCUAAAACAGACUUAACCUCGCAAAUUACUCUUGACUGUGUUCAACAGUUUGUUGAUGCAGUUAAGACUAUGAAGAUCCAAAAAAAUCCUCUACUAGACAACGAGAAAAUCAGCAUUGACAUGAAAGAGGAAAGCAGACAAAAAUUAAAACCUGCUGAUCGUCCAGCAGAAAAUUCCAGACAAGGAUCCAACAUACAGCCAAACCUUUUUGUUCCUCUACCAGGCAUUCAUAUACUCGACAGCUUUUUGAGCGGCCAAGUUCUAGGUUCGAGCUCAUUGCCUACUGAAGAAAAGAAAAUUUCCGCCGAAGGAGAAUCUAACUGUUGCGAGUGCAUAACAGGGCAAAACUGCCCACAGACUCUUUCAAUGAAAAAAACUGACAGUAAAAAUUGCUCUGACACUUCGACCUGCAAAUGUUCCUCGGAAUUUUCAAAUUCUAGCUGCGAUUAGGAUUUCAAAAGGUCAGUGAGAAAAGCUUGUUAUUUACAAGGACGACCUUUUGGAUUAUAUGUAUUUCAAAUUUAAUUCUAUUUUUAUUUUCACAGAAUUCACAACUUUUUCUCGUGCAUCACACGAGUUAUAGCACCGGCAUGAUAGGGCGUAUUUAUGCUGAAAGGAAUUAUUUUGCAGACAAACCCUAUGCUCAUAGUCUCUCUUAGCAUAAAAACGUCUAAUUAAAGGGUGUAUCAGUGAUGUCACUUCAGGUCCAAUACUUUUGAAGACCAUUAAAAAUACCUGGAAGUAAUCUAUGUUUGAGGCUAUCAGCAAUUGAACGUAGAAAAUGCCCAAUUUUUGAGUUGUACUGUUGAAGGAAAAAUGCUUAACAAUGAUGAAUUAUACUUUAUUGAAUUUUCACAGCUCACUCUCAAGUAAUACAUUGUACGGGUUCUUCUCUCUCUGUAUCUUUUAAUUUCUUUUCAUUACUUUACAUUUAUUAAAUUCCUUUAUAUUUCUUCUUUCAUCCUUCUUUACAUUUCUUAAAUUACUUUACAUCAUUCUACAUGUGUUCAAAUAUAGGCUUCAAUCAUCGAUAAAUGCUGGAUAAUUCAUUAGUGCAU
Molecule: messenger RNA, 3929 nt
Organism: Bemisia tabaci
Lineage: Eukaryota; Metazoa; Arthropoda; Insecta; Hemiptera; Aleyrodidae
Source: RefSeq, a predicted model, not a curated record